GUGACGUCACUGCCGUGCGCCCAAACGCGCUGGCGGGCGGCAGAUUCAAACCGAGGGCGCUGGGAUCUGGCGAGCGGAGUCGUCGUGUCGUCCUGGGGGAGGUUUCCUCCUGAGUUCCUCUGCCGGGCAGCCGGGGAGCCGGGCAGCGACCGCGGGGUGAGCCCGGACUGCGGCGAGUGCCGUGGACCCGCCGCGAAGAUGGCCGUCUCCACCACCGUCUCGAAGCGGAUCAAGCGCAAGGCGCCCCGAGCCUUCCUCAGGCGCACCUUCAAGCAGAAGAAGCCGCACCUUCGUCUGGAGACGGACUGCGACCUCCUGAUUCAUUUGAAUUGCUUACUCUUUGUUCAUCGAUUGGCAGAAGAGUCCAGGAUAAAUGCUUGUGAAAGUAAAUCUAGAGUUAUCAAAAAGGAUCAUAUACUGGCUGCAGCAAAGGUAAUUCUGAAGAAGAGCAGAGGUUAGAAGUCAACACAUGUUUAAGAAUUAUAUGAUGUGUUAAUUUAAGUGGCAACAGAUCAUUAAGACAUUUUGUAUAUAUUAGUUUAUAU
This is a messenger RNA of Peromyscus californicus insignis, 545 nucleotides long. RefSeq names its product centromere protein W (gene Cenpw). Bases 199 to 459 code for a protein of 86 amino acids. The record is from RefSeq and is a predicted model, not a curated record. NCBI's taxonomy places the organism in Eukaryota, Metazoa, Chordata, Mammalia, Rodentia, Cricetidae. The transcript is spliced from 3 exons. Gene Ontology annotation, cellular component: nucleoplasm; kinetochore. Gene Ontology annotation, molecular function: DNA binding; protein heterodimerization activity. Gene Ontology annotation, biological process: chromosome segregation; mitotic cell cycle; kinetochore assembly.